AUGAAUGUGACGGACUUCCGGUCGGACUGGGUGAUCCGCGUUUCCCCAUCAGAUGCCUCCAGUGACGUGCGACACCGGGUCAUGGGGAACGCCCUGAAGGCAGCGCAGCCCUCUGCUGGGAGCCCUGAGCAGCUGAAGCAGCCAGAGCAGCAGGUGGAGCAGCUGCUGCGCCGCCUCUCUGGGUUGUCAGAAGUGGAGUUGUGGCGGGUCCAAUGCUGCCUCAGCCAGAACCUCCUGCCAGACACCCCUCCUAUCCCAGCACACUGCCUGCGCUCUGCCGACACCCUGGGGACGGCCAGAACCCUGGUCCUGUGCUACCAUGAGGACGGGCCACUCAACAUUAUGGCUGCGGCGCUGAAGCUGUUGAGUCCAGAACAUCCAGGACUCAACAUCAUGAGUCCCUCCAGAACCCGACCUGUCAGCAUGACGCUGCUUCAUGUGGUUCCCCAACCAGAACCCAAAAUGAGCCCUGGCUUUGUGAGGAUGUUCCGCAGGAGGCUAAUCAGCAGGAUUCAGAGGCCGGGCGCCGUCCUUGAUGCCCUGCGGUACAACAGGACCCUGAAUGCAGCAAACAGGGAGGCUGGGAGCGCCUACGCACUCAAUAAGCACAAGAACCGGGCCCUGGUAGACCUGGUUCUGAGGAAGGGACAUGAACCCCAACAGGUGUUGUUCUACAUCCUCAGCAAAUCAGAACUGUUCAUGCUGAAGGAGCUGGUUGAUGAAAUCAGAGAAAAGAACUUCCAAGACUCGUCAGACUUGUUGGAGAGUCUGACCUCAGAUGAGCCGAGAUGUUUCCAGUGGGUGGUGGCAGACUACUUGCCUCCGCCGUAUGGCUGCCAAAUGUCCUUGUGGGCUGGAGGUCGCAGAUGGUCCAGCCAUCAAGAAGCGUCUAGAGGAGGAACUUGGAUCCCAGCGGGCAGCAAGAAUCACGGAGGAGGUUGUGAAGAAGAUCACCCCGGCACUGCGUGCUGGCCUUGAAGAAGAAAAGAUUUCAGAGAUGUCAUUGAGCAUCAGAGCUGGUCCACUGGUGAGACCUUCCUACUGCGCUGCUCACUGCUCAUUGGUUCAUUAAUACUCAUAUUUCUGCCGUUUAGGCUGACUUCACUCAUGUUUUCGAUAUGAAGGACAAUAUGUUCAGACUGAACUGCCUGAAGCCUGGUAUGUACAUUUGCCUAUAUACUGGUCUGGUGUUGGAGGGUCUUGGUGAUGUUCUGCAUGAGGUGGUUCCCUGGGAUGUGGACUUCCUCAUGAGUAAAGGUCAGCUGGUCCCUUUUUCCGCUUCACUCUGCUGACUGGAACAAACUCCAGUUGCCUCACUGCCAGCUGCUCUCAGGUCAGUAAAGCUCACCUGGACAGGAAAUGUUUCAGUUAUAGUCUUCAUAUUACAUUUUGUGUUUUCCAAAGUGAAACAGGGUAGGAUGUGAAACCAUCCCUGAUUUUUUUGUGUCUCCAGUAUGUUAGGAAACAUUUUCUCUCACAAAUUGGUGAAAAACUUUGCAUGUUGUCGACAAUGAUGAUUGAUCUUGUCAUGAGUCGUGUCUUUUCCACUAGCACCUGUUCAGGUGGUUUCCACCAUGGUUACGCAUCAGUUUUAGUGGCUGGGUCUGACAUGUAGUGUGGCCCCCAAAGUCUGGAAAGUAGUGGGAUGUGAUCUGAACUCAACACAAAAACAAAGGGAGCUGUGAUUCACUUUCUGCUUGAUCUGUAGCUUUUGGUAUAAUGCAAAAAGAAAAGACCCAGGAAAGUCCGCAGGCAACGAGAUACAGGAGAAUAUGAGCCACUUUAGUGAUACAACCAGUGAAUUCAAUCCCUGGUCAGCCGUUGCAUUUUCCGCCUCACUCUGCAUGCUUGAAACCCAAGAGAAAUGGGUUCUGACAAAGAACCUGGUGCCAUGAAGCCAUAAAUAGAGGGAAACCUGUAUAAACGAGUAGAGUCAGCAUUAGGAGAGAAGGGCUAUUAGUUAACUCUGGCAUCACUGAUUAGUUCUGACCAAUAAUCAAGAAAUCUGUCUACUUGCAGAGAAAAAUAAAAACUUACUGUGUGUGGCUUAUGUCACUGGGGACUACAUGGACCUCAUCACACCUGGCCAGGAGACAGACAGUCAUGUGAUCAUUAACAUCUAUUGUUUCUCAUGCUUCGGUUUGGUCACAUCAGCAGGAUCCAGUCAAGCUGUUGCUGGCUUGGUGCUGCUAUUUUUUCAGCCCUAUAACUUCUCCACCUUUGUGGUGCUGCUGGCUAGGAAUGUCUGCCUCAGCCAGGUAAACUGCCCCCUCCAUGGAUCCCAGAGGGAAACAUGUUCAAUAUUGGUUGGACUGGUAGUUAUGGGUAAUGAUUAUUUGUGUAUCAUAAGAUUUGGAUGAAGGUUGAAUGGAUG
Molecule: messenger RNA, 2374 nt
Organism: Poecilia latipinna (sailfin molly)
Lineage: Eukaryota; Metazoa; Chordata; Actinopteri; Cyprinodontiformes; Poeciliidae
Exons: 5
Coding region: 1-978 (325 amino acids)
Biological process (GO): regulation of apoptotic process
Source: RefSeq, a predicted model, not a curated record